Messenger RNA from Echinops telfairi (small Madagascar hedgehog), 6239 nucleotides. RefSeq names its product adaptor related protein complex 4 subunit epsilon 1 (gene AP4E1). Gene Ontology annotation, cellular component: membrane coat; AP-4 adaptor complex. Bases 16 to 3456 code for a protein of 1146 amino acids. Gene Ontology annotation, molecular function: cargo adaptor activity. The record is from RefSeq and is a predicted model, not a curated record. The transcript is spliced from 22 exons. Gene Ontology annotation, biological process: receptor-mediated endocytosis; intracellular protein transport. Lineage: Eukaryota; Metazoa; Chordata; Mammalia; Afrosoricida; Tenrecidae.
AAGGCGAGGGCGGCGAUGAGCGACAUAGUGGAGAAGACCUUGACGGCGCUGCCCGGGCUCUUUCUGCAGAGCCAGCUGGGCGGCGGGCCCGCGGCCGCCAAGGCGUCCUUCUCCUCGCGGUUGGGUAGCCUGGUCCGUAGCAUCACCCUGCUCACCUCCAAGCACGAAGAGGAGAAAUUAAUCCAGCAGGAACUGAGCAAUUUGAAAGUGACCGUUUCUGCUCCUACUACAACACUGAAAAUGAUGAAGGAAUGCAUGGUGAGACUAGCAUAUUGUGAGAUGCUUGGAUAUGAUGCAUCUUUUGGCUAUAUACAUGCAAUCAAGUUAGCACAACAAGGAAACCUCUUCGAAAAAAGAGUAGGUUAUUUGGCUGUUUCUCUAUUUCUACACGAAAAUCACGAACUGUUGCUUCUCCUUGUGAAUACAGUUAUCAAGGACUUGCAGAGUACCAACUUGGUGGAAGUAUGUAUGGCACUUACAGUCAUCAGCCAGAUCUUUCCUCGAGAAAUGAUUCCAGCUGUUCUUCCAUUAAUAGAAGAUAAACUACAGCAUUCUAAGGAGAUCAUACGGAGAAAAGCUGUUCUGGCAUUAUACAAAUUCCAUCUCAUUGCUCCCAAUCAAGUGCAGCAUAUCCAUAUUAAAUUUCGGAAAGCACUCUGUGACAGAGAUUCACUUCUGACCCGGAGUGUGGACUGGACUCCCACUGCCCAGGGUUUUCAGGGCUGUGACGUGGAAGCAGACCGCCAGGCCUUCGGUCAAGAGAAUGCAUCUGGAUAUAAAGAUUUGACUGGAAGCUUUGUAACAAUUUUGAAGCAAGUAGUUGGAGGAAAGCUCCCAGUAGAUUUCAAUUACCACAGCGUGCCAGCACCGUGGCUACAAAUUCAACUCUUGAGGAUACUGGGACUUCUAGGAAAAGAUGAUCGGAGGACAAGUGAAUUAAUGUAUGAUGUCCUCGAUGAAUCCUUACGAAGAGCCGAGUUAAAUCACAAUGUCACAUAUGCUAUUCUGUUUGAAUGUGUACAUACAGUCUACUCUAUUUAUCCUAAAUCAGAAUUACUUGAGAAGGCUGCCAAGUGCAUUGGGAAAUUUGUUCUGUCACCUAAAAUAAAUCUCAAAUAUCUAGGACUGAAGGCUCUUACCUAUGUUAUCCAACAGGAUCCGAGCCUGGCUCUUCAACACCAGAUGACAAUAAUUGAAUGCUUAGACCAUUCUGAUCCCAUUAUUAAGAGAGAGACGCUGGAACUUCUUAACAGAAUUACUAAUGCACAGAAUGUAACAGUUAUUGUCCAGAAAAUGCUUGAAUAUUUACAUCAGAGCAAAGAAGAGUACAUCAUCGUCAAUUUGGUUGGGAAAAUUGCGGAACUGGCUGAGAAAUAUGCUCCUGACAAUGCGUGGUUUAUCCAGACAAUGAAUGCUGUGUUUUCAGUGGGAGGGGACGCCAUGCAUCCCGAUAUUCCCAAUAACUUUCUCAGGCUACUCGCAGAAGGUUUUGAUGAUGAAGCAGAAGAUCACCAACUAAGACUGUAUGCCGUUCAGUCUUACCUCACUUUAUUAGAUGUGGAAAAUGCAUUCUAUCCACAGAGAUUUCUUCAAGUUAUGAGUUGGGUGUUGGGGGAGUAUUCCUACCUUUUAGAUAAGGAAACACCUGACGAAGUCAUCUCCAAGCUGUACAAGUUACUUAUGAAUAACUCCAUUUCUGCAGAAACAAAAGCCUGGUUAAUUGCCGCUGUGACCAAGUUGACACCCCAAGUACAUUCAUCUCACACCGUUGAGAAAUUAAUCCAAGAAUUUACCACGUCCUUGGAUACGUGUUUGAGACAGCAGGCUUUUGAAUUGAAACAUUUGCAGGAGAAUGUGGACCUUAUGAAGAGUGUGCUUCCGGUUGGUAAGAGUUGUGAUGACAUGAUGGUAGAUGCAUCCUUAUCUUUUCUGGAUGGCUUUGUGGCUGAAGGACUCUGUCAGGGGGCAGCACCUUAUAAACCUCACCACCAGCGCCAGGAGGAGAAACUUUCUCAGGAAAAGGUUCUCAAUUUUGAACCAUAUGGACUCUCCUUUUCUUCAUCUGGUUUCACCGGACGACAGUCUCCUGCUGGCAUUUCUCUUGGUUCAGAUGCAUCUGGGAAUAGUGCGGAGACAGGGCUGAAAGAGACAAAUAGCUUGAAGCUGGAAGGUAUAAAGAAGCUGUGGGGAAAAGAGGGUUAUCUUCCCAAGAAGGAGAGCACAACCAGGGAUGGCGUGGACGCUCUGCCUCUUCCCCAGGAGACUGCAGCCCUGGAGAAUGUAGACCAGCCGGUCACAAAAAAGGAUCCACCUCCAGCACUAACCCCGUCCAGGGAGGAGAAAGAAAAGCAGCUGCUGGCAUCGUCGUUGUUUGUUGGUCUAGGUUCAGAAAGCACCAUCAAUUUGCUGGGAAAAGCAGAUACAGUAUGUCACAAAUUCAGAAGGAAAUCAAAAACUAAGGAAACAAAAAGUGGAGAACCAACCAGUGCUCAUCCUAAUUCUUUGUCAAAUGCGUCAUAUGAAGAGGAUUAUUAUUUGGAUACUUUACAGGAUAUAGGAGACAAAGAGUUAAAGAAAAUUUCCCUUGAUUCAGAGCUUUUAGAUUCUGAGUCAUUCACAGAACUGCAUAUGGUUGAAAAACCCUCAGAUUGCAACCUGCCCAGGCCUUCUUUAUUUGCUGAUAACAACUUGGAAAUUUUUCACCCUUCUCAGUCUCCUGGAGCCUCGGUUGCUAAUGAAGUGUCUUUAGCUGCUGCUUUGUUGGAAGACCCUACUGAGCACAUGCACUCACCUGUUAUAGAAGUCUGUAGUAAUGAAACCAUAUCAGCUUCCUCCUACAAAAUUUGGAAGGAUGAUUGUUUAUUGAUGGUCUGGUCAGUUACGAAUAAGAGUGGCUCAGAAUUAAAAAGUGCUAACGUAGAAAUUGCUCCUACAGAAAAAUUCAAGAUCACUGAACAACUUGAAAGCUGUUUACCAGUAAUAGAAGCAGAAAGCACAAACAUUUUUCAACAUAGUGUGCAGAUGGAAAACCCUUCUACAGAAGGCACUCUUUCUGGCUUUAUAAAUUAUCAGAAGAUGGAUAGUCACAGUGUUCAGCUGGAAUUUUCAGUGACCUUAUCGCUUUUAGAUUUUAUUAGGCCAUUAAAAAUCUCCACUGAAGACUUUGGCAAACUUUGGUUAUCCUUUGCAAAUGAUGUGAAGCAAAAUGUAAAAAUGUCCGCGUCCCAAGCUGCCCUGCCUUCUGUUCUAAAGACCCUGCAACACAAGCUAAGACUUCAUGUUGUUGACAUGAUAGGUACUGAAGGGCUUUUGGCCUGUCAGCUACUCCCGUCCAGACCCUGCCUGCUGCAUUUCCGCGUUCAUGCUGAUGUCUUAGUCCUGUGGCUCAGGUCCUCCUGCUCUGCGCUGCCGGACUAUUUACUCUCUCAGUGUCAACGAGUGGUGGAGGGGUCCUAGCGGGACCUCUGCUUGUGCUUUAUGCCAGCAAAAGACAAGGUUUACAUAGAUAGUCAUUUACCAAAGUCAAAAGCACUCCUGGUACUUCUAAUGAACAUGGGGAUCAUGAUGAGUUGUGGUUUUACUGUGUUUUAUGAUUGUGUCAAGAAGAGUCCCCAAGAAACUAUAUCCUUAACUUUACUCAGGAUUGUACAGUAUGUUUGGGUCCUAAAAAAAUGACCUAAGCUAAUGUCAUAAACUAUUAGCGAUUUAUAUCUAUCACUUAGUGGAGAGGGAUUGAAAAUAUUUAUUUUGUUACAAAUAAUUUUAUAGCAAAUUUACUGCUGGCUAAUUUGUGGUGACGUUUGCUGCAUUAAUCGAGAGGAGAUAUAGACAUGAUACCCCAUGAAUUCGUAUUUGACUUUGUAUGCAGUGUACCCUUGGUGGUGGACAAGUCGUGAUGUUCUGCAAAGGUCCAUGUUGAACUAAGUGGCCUAACCCACGUUAGCACUCAUACGGGAUUCGUGAGCAUGCCCGCGGGGGCCAGGGGACAUCAGUCUGUCCAUGACAGACGUUUUUAACAGAGAGAAUUUAUGACAUGUAAUUUGAGUAUCAAAAUAUGUUUGUUUUCCAACUGCAUUUGCUAUUAAAAUUCAAAUAGCGUUCUUAUCUUUAAAAUCUCAAAGCCAUUUGUUAAAUAUUAUCAUAUAGAAACAAAAUCCUUAAGAGCACAUGGUACCAAAGCAGACGGAUAUAAAAGGACUUGUGAGCUAUGACAAGUAUCUAUGGCAAAUAAGUGAUAACUGUGGACUAAUUAAAUUUGGGAUUAGAUAAACGUCAAAGCCAUUAUUCCUUCCUUUGGAUCCAUCGGUACUCAGAGGAGUAGAUGAAACUAACAGACUCAAGUGAGAAUGUUUAUCUCAGAGCUGUGUCUAGGUGCCCCUGUCAGAACUAGUAUCAGUGAAGGAGGAGCUGAAGCUUAAUGAAUGGCGGACCAGAUGUUGAGCCUGUACAUCAGUGUUAAAAACUGACAUUGUGUUUUACCAAACUUCACGGUGCUGUGGGAAAUGUUUAUUAGUUCACUUUGUCGGAUACUUCACCAUGGCGACUCUGAGUGCAGUUCUGCGUCAGUGUAGCUGAUGGAGGCACUGCUCAUUGGUACUGUUCAUCUCCCUGCCAGGAAUUCCGGUUUUAGGUUCUCUCGUUCAUCACAGCUGACGGAGAUGCUAAGGGCUUUCCACCGAGCAGAUAGAUUUCCGUAGUCAUCUGUGUCCGGAGUGUACCUCUCAUAAACAACGGCCGAGGUUUUUGUUGUUCUUUCAUGAUGAUUUUUAGUAUUUUAAAAUGUGACAACUUAUUAAUUUUGUUCUUUUGGAAGAUCCAGUAAAGCCUUGCUAGAAGAACAAUAGGUUCCUCCGGCUGAUAGAAAGUCAUCCUCCUCAGGCUCAGCAGGGGCCUGGUGCAGGAAUAUGCGGACUUGGGCUUGGGGGUCCCUGUUGGGGGACCUUAGCAGCAUCCCCCUCCUCGUUUCCUGCCCUGGUUUUUCUGUUACUGUCACACAGAGAGAAUGGUCCCUCCAACUUUUUGAAGGAACGCAGCAUGUGGCAGAGGAGGAGGGGCGUGGCUUUCCUGCCGUUGGACUUGGGUCCCAUGUGAAGCGCUGAGUGUCAGGUGCCCAGCGAGCUGAUGGCCCACUGUCUGGGGUGAGCCCAGCAAGCUCUUCUGCUGGUGUUGGGAGUGGGUUGAUGAGUGGCAUGAGCAGUUGCCAGGUUAACACACUGGGGCAGAGACCCUUCUCCGAGAGAAUGCAUGUAAGUGGAGGUUUGGGGCUGGGAACGUGGAUUUGGACUCAGCUAAAGGGAAUGUGGUUCACUUAGCUUCUUUCUGAAUCCACUGGAGAAAAAGCAAGGUGACCAGUUUUCUAACAGGUAUUUAGCAGAAUGUUUACAUUUUUUUAUAUUUUUGUAAUUUAAAAAAAAGGUCGUUUUUUAAAAACUUUGGUAUCUAUUCUGCCUAAACUCACUGACUUUUAAAUUCUAAAUCAGCACCACCAGUGUUUUUGCCAUGCUACAGUAGGAAGAAUGAGCUUUGUGUGUAGAAUCACUCCCUUUACCCUGUAGCCACAGCUUAGAAUGGAGCAACAUCCCGAGGGGGCAGGGGUGCUGGUUGGGAGGCUAAGUGCCCCCAGUUCUGUGCCUGGCAUCUGUGCUAAGAAGGGAGCUGCAGCAAGUGUGGAUGUGGGAGAGAAGAAAGGGUAGGCAGACAGGACAGCUAUGUGAGUCGGUGGAGGAGGGGUCGGCCUCCUGGCUGAGUAGUCCUUGCGGAGGCAGGCAGAUCACAGACUCCACGGAAGAUGGGCCUCAGUAAGAGAGACUUCUAGAAAGUAGUGAUGACACUGAACAGUUACCAAGUGCUCAUGUGCCAAGCAUGCCAAGCACCAUAUAUGUUCUGCAUGGGAACAUUAUUUACAGAUACAUUCUGUUAUCUACCAAAACCAUUGCGGUAAAACUACAGUAUUUUGUUUUUUCCUUAUGUUAUUUCAUGCCAUUAACAUUUUAAAAUAUUGCGCUAUUUGCCGUAUAUUUUCAUGUGUAGAUGUAGUCUUUGUGUCAUGACUGUGAGCCACUGAAAGUGCAUUGAACCUACCCAUGUGUCUUUAAGGUGUUUUGCUCUGUUAACAUUUUAGGAGGGAAAAAUGAAAGUGAAUGACAAUUUACAGACAUUAAUUACCUUACUUGAGUUGAAUGCUGUAAUUUGAAAAGUUCAUGUAAACAUAUAAUAAAUAUAAAGUGAUCUAUACUGUU